Molecule: messenger RNA, 3948 nt
Organism: Falco peregrinus (peregrine falcon)
Lineage: Eukaryota; Metazoa; Chordata; Aves; Falconiformes; Falconidae
Gene: BDNF
Product: brain derived neurotrophic factor
Exons: 2
Coding region: 294-1034 (246 amino acids)
Biological process (GO): regulation of neuron differentiation; cell surface receptor protein tyrosine kinase signaling pathway; negative regulation of neuron apoptotic process
Molecular function (GO): growth factor activity; nerve growth factor receptor binding
Source: RefSeq, a predicted model, not a curated record
GCGGCCGCCGCAGCCGCUGGCCGGAGGCGCCCGUGCGGGGGUCGAAGCCGCUCGGCGGGGAGGCGGCGGGGCCGGGCCGGGAGGCUCCCGUUGGGCGGCGGGGGUGGGGGAUCCGGCUCCGCUGCCCUCCCGCCCCUCAUAAAGCUUUGAUGAGACACUUGAGCCGCUGCCUGUGUUGCCGGGGCGGCGGGAGGCGGCCGGUGGGACUGGGCGCCCGGGAGAGGAUGUGACUUGACGGAGGGGACCCGGACAGGCUUUGUGUGGACGACGAGUUCCACCAAGUGAGAAGAGUGAUGACCAUCCUUUUCCUUACUAUGGUUAUCUCGUACUUCGGUUGCAUGAAAGCUGCCCCGAUGAAAGAAGCUAGUGUAAGAGGACAAGGCAGCUUGGCUUACCCAGGUCUUCGGACCCAUGGGACUCUUGAGAGCCUAAACGGGCCCAGUGCUGGUUCAAGAGGACUGACAUCGCUGGCGGACACUUUUGAACAUGUCAUAGAGGAGCUUCUAGAUGAGGACCAGGACAUCCAGCCCAGUGAGGAAAACAAGGAUGCAGACUUGUACACAUCCCGAGUCAUGCUAAGCAGUCAAGUGCCUUUGGAACCCCCACUGCUCUUUCUGCUCGAGGAGUACAAAAACUACUUGGAUGCUGCAAACAUGUCCAUGAGGGUCCGGCGCCACUCUGACCCAGCUCGCCGUGGGGAACUGAGCGUCUGUGACAGCACGAGCGAGUGGGUGACGGCAGCAGAGAAAAAGACUGCAGUGGACAUGUCAGGGGCGACUGUCACAGUCCUGGAAAAAGUCCCGGUACCCAAAGGCCAAUUGAAGCAAUACUUCUAUGAGACCAAAUGCAACCCCAAGGGGUACACGAAGGAGGGAUGCAGGGGCAUAGACAAGAGGCACUGGAACUCCCAGUGCCGAACUACCCAGUCUUACGUGAGAGCUCUCACCAUGGAUAAUAAAAAGAGAGUUGGCUGGCGCUUUAUAAGGAUAGACACUUCCUGUGUAUGUACAUUAACCAUUAAAAGGGGAAGAUAGUGGAUUCGUGUUGUAUAGAUUAUAUUGAGACAAAAUUAUCUAUUUGUAUAUAUACAUAACAGGGUAAAUUAUUCGGUAAAAAUAAUUUUAUGGACUGCAUGUAUAACUGAAGUUUAUACAGUACAGUGGUUCCACAAUCUAUUUAUUGAACAUAUCCAUGACCUGAAGGGGAACAAAAGUCAUUUGCGCACAAGGUUAAAAAAAAAACCAAAAAAAAACCAAAAAAAAAAAAACCAAAAAAAACCCAAACAAAAAAAAACCCAAGCAAACAAAAAAGUCUGCAUUACAUUCCUCGAUAACAUUGUGGUUUGUCGCCGUUGCCAAGGUCUGAAAAUAUAAAAAGUUAAAAAAAAAAUCAAAUUGCAUGCUGCUUCAAUUGUGAAUUGAUGAUAAACUGUCCUCUUUCAGAAAAAUAAAUUGAACCAAAACAUUCUGUUUACAUUUUAGACAGUAAGUAUCUUUAUUCCUGUUAGUAUUAUAUCUGUUUACUGCUUUUAACUUCUGAUAGCGUUGGAAUUAAAACAAUGUCAAGGUGCUGUUGUCAUAGUUUUACUGUUUUUCUUUUAAUUUUGAAGUCCCAUCAGAUUGAAAAAGAAAAAAAAAAUCAUUACCUUAUUCUGGAUUAAAAACAAAUUUGGUUUUUUUUGUAUGUUGUGAAGGUGUUUGCAAUAGCGAUCCAACUACUGACAAAAAAUAAUAAUAAAAAAAAGAGGCAACUGAAAAAGAAUGGUGAUGUUCCACUUCACAUUGUUGAACUUCAGGCUUAAAGACAGCACUUAUGUAACUGUAUGGCAACGUGCUUUUUUUGGGUUAUUUUCUUUUUUUUUUUUUAAUUGUUAUUGUUCUGGGGCUUUUUGUUUUUCUUUUUUAAUUUGCUGUCUCUCGAGACCUGUAUUUGCUUAUACCAUGUUUGUUUGUGUUUGGGUUCCCCCACUCCCCUUUCCUCCCUCCAGAAGGAUGUUGGCUGUGAUCUUUAAAGUACUUACCAUAUAACUGGAGUCUGUCAUACAGAAAAUAUUCUACAGAGUGUUGAGAGCAAUCAUUUUUCAUGUAAUAAAAGAUGCUGUGCUUGGAUCAAAUGUCUUGGUGAAGCACGAGAAGAAUGUCACUAGAAAAAGGGGUUUAGGAAGAUGCUAGUGGAUCUGAAAUGAGGUUGGUCACAGGACUAAAUAGUUCAGCCAGUUCAGGGAUGAACAGCAGUGGUUUGGGGUGAUGGAGGUGAUUCCAGAUCUGUAGUCAGCACUGAACCUGGUCUGGUGCAUCCUGCAGGGCUGAGAGCUUUGCCUUGUGCCUGUGGUGGGUGAGCUGUGGCAGCAUCCCUGCCCUGAGAGACAGCUGGGGCAGGAGGAAGCCCUGCCACUGCUUGAAAGCAAUUAGCACUUAUGUUUGUGUGGCUCUGCCUCUGCUGUCAGCCUUGUUUUAUGAAAUGAAUAUUGGCAUUAAAAAAAAAAUACUCUUGAAGUAAGCAAAGAGGAAGUGCUGGAGGAGUUGGCUUAAAGUUGCUUAGGUUCUGGCAGACGUAUUUAGCCCUGUGCUAUCUCUCUAACUAGCCCAACCGAAGUAUUUCUAGUAAGGCAGGCUGUAAGCCUGAGAGCUGUGCAUAGCGCCUGCACCGACUACAGGGGGCAGGGAGGCAGAAAUAGCUCAUUAGUGAGCUCACUGAAGGCAGAUGCUAUAUUUGUAAUUCCUGUAGAUGAAGAAAAGUAGCUGAACAGAGGGGGAAAUGCUGCAAAAUAGAACUGCUUCUGUACGCUGCAGAAUCUGCGUCAGUCUGCCUCACUGUUAAGUUAAGCUUUGCCCAGUCCAGGUUUUUAAUUAUCUGAAGUAUGAUCCCCCACAAUAAUUCUCUUUGAAGAGGGUAUUUAACAUGGAGUUUAUAUUGUUACUAGUAGAAACCCAUGCUGGAAGCUUGCAGAGACACCUUCAAAAUCAGUGAUUUCUUCUACUUAGGGUAGAAGGGCUUCCCCUCCCCAGGAUAACCAGCUGUCAGUGGAGACCCGUCCCACCCAGACACUGAAAGCCGUUUGCCUUGGCCAUGGGUGUCCCAGGCCGUGAGUGAGGAGGGAGGGUUGUGUGACCCACCCGAGCUUCAGACGUCAGCCUUCCCAAUCGAUUGCAGGUAUUCAGGUGCCCUGACAGCAAUCAGAAAUUAAAAAAGCCUACUGCAAUGUCUCCAAACUUCCCCUGACGUGGUCUUCAUGCAAAUUGAAUGGUGGUGUAAUGGACAGUUUCAUUCCACUGUGGCCAGUACCUGUAUGUGUAUUAUAAUUCUUUGCAUUCAAUAACCCAAACAUGGCUCAGGAGCUAUUCUUGGCAACACUCCUAAGCCACAGCAGAGAGAUGGUGUAACGGUCCCCUCCAUCAAAACCAGGGCUGGUGGCUUAGGAGGGGGAACGGGUGAUGCUAAUGAGUGAGUAACAAGCAGAUCACUCAUCUAGACUGGGAAAAAAUGAGAGUUAGGACGUGACAGCAGUCUAAUUCAGAUGCAGGGAUUAAAUAAUUCCCAGUUCAAAUAAAUUUGAUUUCCAAAGGAGAAGUGUUAAUGCCUAAGACAUGCUAGAAAUAAAGUUCCUCAUUUCCCAAAGUUAGUUAUGGCUCUAUCCUUAACUGGGAAGUGCUCACCUGGCACAGGUAAGGGUGGUGCUGGCGUGGCAGAAUUAAGGCAGUGGGAUGGCAGGUUGGGAGGGGUAAAGGGCAGCCCACCCGUGGGGGGACCAAGGGCUGGAGCUGAGAACCUCCAGGGGAACUGUGUCCUGCAGUACACCUGGAGUGAUGCUCGCGUCCCUGUACUAUGCCGAUUCCAUGGCUACUGCUAUAAGGUGAAAUUGGCAAUUAAACCGCAGUCCCGUGGCUCUCACCUGCCUGACCUGAUACAUCUGUAACCACGGGCUUGGCAGUCUUAGUUAAAACAGAG